AGCUCAUUCCGGCCGGAUCCCGAAUUCGCACGCACGCAAACAAAUUCGGGUCUCUUCUUGCCCCCCAAUUCAAUCGCGCUCUCCUCCCUUCUCCUCCAAGCUUCUCCCACCGCCGCCGCCGCCGCCGCCCACAGGAGUAAUUGAGGGAGGGAGGGAGGGAGAAGGCGACGUCGCCGGGGCGCCGGCCACGGCCCACGGCACGGCGGCGGGGCGGCCUCGUCUCUCGGAUGCUCUUCUCCUACCAAGGUGUGCCAUUGAGGGGUCACAUGGAUAUCCGCGGUGGUUAGAAGUCCCACAUAUAUAGGCAUUGUUGCAAUUGUAGAUUGAUUUAUUUAUUAACCAUUCAUGUUGAGGGCAAAGCAACUCAGCACUCUAUCCCAGUGUGCACGGUCCUUCUAUCUUAGUGGGUCGAGAUGUGGUAGUGCCGAUGGAGCUUCGUGCACAUGCCCUGAGGAUGACACUAGUGGUUCAAAGAGGCAGUCUGUGAGUGGUAAUGAACAAAAGUUUCAGUCGCCCUGCAGAUCUUCUGCGAAGGCUCAGCCUCCUCCUGCACAGCAUAUUGGUGGUGCUACUGGAUACCUGCCUCAAGCUGUUCAUGUUAGUCCUUCCACCUCAUCUCCAGACAAGGAGCCAGCAUCUAGCAACAGAAGAAACCCUCCUAGUAAUCAUCAAGUUCUAGGAAAUAAUUAUGUACAGCCAUCUAAGCAGACUGCCAAGACCAUUUCUCAGUCUGGAAUUGCAGGAGCUGGUGUAUAUUCUGAAUUGGUAAAUCUGAAAUCGUCCUCAAAUAAUGGAAGCAUUAAGCAAGCUCCACAGGCUGGUGCCAACUAUUCUACCAAGCCCUUAUCUGGUGGCCAGCAGUCUAAUAACAAAGCACAUAAUCAGCAUAGCUAUGCAGAGGCAAAUAUGCCUUGUGCCCCUUCCAUGCAAAAUGAUUUUGGGAAGGGGGUCUCAAGAUCUGGAUAUGCAAAGUCAAAGCAGAAUUUCUCAGGGCCAUCUGCUGUAUUGUCUAGUUCACAGUCACAAGUAAGGAAUCAAAGACACCCUGGUCAGAUCCAAGCAAGUCACCAUUCUAAUAGUCCUAAUUCAGAUGGCAGGUGGGCUGGAGUUCAAACUCGAAACUUCUCAGCUCCAGCUGUUUAUAAUGGUCCGUGUGACAAACCUCAGGGUCCUGUAGGUCAGGGCCCUAUGGGAACAAUAAAAACCCAUGGUGGAGGACAGGGGUCUAACUUAAAAUCAUUGAAGUCAUUGCGGACAGUUGAACAGUAUUACCAUACCCUGCAGCAAAUGAAAUGGGGUCCCAUGACUGAACAUGUUCUGGAUAAUCUCCAUUGCAAGAUAGAUGCAUUCCAGGCUAAUCAAGUACUGAAGCUGCUUCGUGACCACAAUAUUGCGCUUGGUUUCUUUGAUUGGUUGAAGCGGCAACCAGGGUUCAAGCAUGAUGGUCAUACCUAUACGACCAUGAUAGGUAUCCUUGGACAGGCCAGGCAGUUUGGUACAAUGAGAAAACUUCUUGAUGAGAUGAACACAGUUCACUGCAAGCCAACGGUGGUAACCUACAACAGAUUAAUACAUGCAUAUGGUCGUGCAAAUUACCUAAGGGAGGCUGUUAAAGUAUUUGAGGAAAUGGAGGAAUCUGGCUAUGAGCCUGAUCGGGUAACGUAUUGUACAUUGAUUGAUAUCCAUGCUAAAGCAGGUUAUCUGGAUGUAGCAAUGGAUUUGUAUGGCAGGAUGCAACAAGUUGGCUUGUCACCAGAUACUUUCACUUACAGUGCCAUGGUUAAUUGCCUUGGCAAAGGUGGUCAGUUGGCAGCUGCUUAUAAGCUCUUCUGCGAGAUGAUUGAAAAUGGCUGUACACCUAACCUUGUUACUUAUAACAUAAUAAUUGCGCUGCAAGCGAAAGCAAGAAAUUACGACAAUGUCGUGAAGCUGUAUAGAGACAUGCAGGUUGCUGGGUUUCGUCCCGACAAGAUAACAUACAGCAUUGUCAUGGAAGUUCUUGGUCACUGCGGCCAUCUGGAUGAGGCCGAGGCUGUCUUCCUUGAGAUGAGGCGCGACUGGGCUCCUGAUGAACCUGUAUAUGGUCUUUUGGUGGACCUCUGGGGCAAAGCUGGCAAUGUCGACAAGGCGCUAGGAUGGUACCAUGCAAUGCUUCAGGACGGUCUGCAGCCUAACGUGCCCACCUGCAACUCCCUCCUGAGUGCUUUCCUCAAGAUAAACAGGUUUCAGGAUGCCUACAGCGUGCUCCAGAACAUGCUUGCUCAGGGACUUGUUCCGUCUCUGCAGACAUACACCUUGCUGCUCAGCUGCUGUACGGAUUCCCAUGCACAGAUGGGUUUAUGCUGCCAGCUCAUGGCAACCACUGGACAUCCGGCCCACAUGUUCUUGCUGUAUUUGCCUGAUGCGGAACCUGGUGGCCAGAAUGUGCAGGACCACACCAGGUAUUUUCUAGACAUGAUGCACAGUGAGGACAGGGAGAGCAAAAGGGGCUUAAUGGACGCCGUGAUAGACUUCUUGCAUAAGUCCGGCCUCAAGGAGGAGGCCGGCCUCAUAUGGGAGGUGGCCGCCCAGAAGAAUGUGUACCCGGACUCGGUGAUAGAGAAGAGCUCGUCCUAUUGGCUCAUCAACCUCCACCUGAUGUCGGAGGGCACCGCCGUGACCGCACUGUCCAGGACACUUGCUUGGUUCCACAGGCAGAUUACCGUCAUGGGGUCCUGCCCUGAACGGAUCGACAUCGUCACCGGCUGGGGAAGGCGGAGCAGGGUCACCGGGUCGUCCUUGGUUAGACAGUCGAUCGAGAAGCUCCUGCAUCUCUUCCAGUUCCCGCUCUUCACUGCCCGCGGCAACACUGGCUGCUUCAUCGGAUGCGGCGAGCCGCUCAAUCAAUGGCUGCACAAUCCGUACGUUGAGCGCAUGCAUUUGCUGUAGUGGCUGCUGCUGCUAGGUUAUCAAGUCAGUAAUAAACGAAACAGGUGCAGUUUUGUGGAACAGUCAUCAGUUUGGAUGGAGCACCUGUUUCUAGUUUCGUCUUAGCGUGUGUGUGCGUUGUGUCAAGGGUAGGGAUGGUCGAACUUUUCUUAUGUUUUGAAACUUAUUUAUUUGUGGGAAUGAUCUAGAGAUUGCAUCGUCAUAUUCUGAAUUAGCAAUGAGAAUUAUUUUAUGA
Lolium rigidum is the source of this 3163-nucleotide messenger RNA. Its product is annotated as pentatricopeptide repeat-containing protein At1g74750-like. The coding region runs from base 346 to 2928 and encodes 860 amino acids. The record is from RefSeq and is a predicted model, not a curated record. The transcript has 3 exons. NCBI's taxonomy places the organism in Eukaryota, Viridiplantae, Streptophyta, Magnoliopsida, Poales, Poaceae. Gene Ontology annotation, molecular function: protein binding.